GGUCAAGAGGAAAAGAAGCAUGGCCGCUGUGUUAAGAGGGUCUCGGUGCCUAGUUGGAAGGUGUUACAAACAUGUUGACUUUGCACUUGUCUCCACAAGGUCCAUGGCCUCAAAGACACAGGUGGGGUUCGUCGGACUGGGCAACAUGGGAAACCCAAUGGCGAAGAACCUGCUGAAGCACGGAUACCCGGUCAUCGCCACAGAUGUCUUCCCAGAGUCCUGCAAAGAACUGCAAGAGCUUGGUGCUCAGAUUCUGGAUAAUCCUGCUGAAGUAGCUGACAAGGCAGACCGUAUCAUCACCAUGCUCCCUUCUAGUCCCAAUGUCAUUGACGUGUACACUGGACCCAAUGGGAUUCUCAAGAAGGUGAAGAAAGGCUCACUUCUCAUUGACUCCAGCACCAUUGACCCAUCUGUUUCCAAAGAGAUGGCAGCUGCUGCUGAGAAGAUGGGGGCAGUUUUUAUGGAUGCGCCUGUAUCAGGAGGUGUGGGGGCUGCCAGUUCAGGGAAGCUGACUUUCAUGGUGGGAGGAGUGGAGGAAGAAUUCACUGCAGCCAAGGAGUUGCUCAGCUGCAUGGGAGCUAAUGUUGUGUACUGUGGUCAAGUUGGGACUGGACAGGCUGCUAAAAUCUGUAACAACAUGCUAUUAGCCAUUGGAAUGAUCGGCACUUCAGAGGCAAUGAAUCUUGGAAUCAGACUUGGUCUUGAUCCCAAGCUGCUGGCCAAGAUCUUGAACAUGAGUUCAGGGCGGUGCUGGUCCAGUGACACCUACAACCCUGUGCCUGGAGUCAUGGAGGGAGUCCCCUCUGGGAACAACUACCAAGGAGGCUUUGGCACCCAGUUGAUGGCUAAGGAUCUCGGGCUCGCACAGAACACAGCCACCAACACAAAGACCCCAGUGCCUCUCGGCUCUUUGGCCCACCAGAUAUACCGCAUGAUGUGUGCCCGCGGCUACGCCAGUAAAGAUUUCUCCUCUGUGUUCCAGUUUCUGCGGGAGGAGGAGGGCCAGUAGAGAAAGUCAGUCUCCAUCCCGUCCACAGCCUUACCAGGCCUGGCCCUGCUCCACACAGGACUAACGUAGCGUAGUAUAAGGGUGCAUUUUGCCCCCGAGGACUGUUUCUUCCCAAGUUGUGAAUCGAGACAAAGUCAAGAUGGCUCCAGCACGAUGUGACAGAUCAUAUGAGCACUAUCUCCUGUCGGAAAUCAUGUUUUCCUGUGUGACCUUGCCUUUAUAUAAAGCAACACUCCUUUAAGUUUUAAAAGCCAGAGAAUUUUCAGAUAUGUGAAGUAUCUUCACUGCUCAUUAGGCUGACUAGCAGAGACAACUGUGCCCAUGUUACUACUCAGUUGUAGACAGUAUGGUGGGAAUUUUUGAUCAUUUCAUGAAUAUGCCAACACUAGACAACUGAGAAAACGGUUUGCUCACAACACAUUUAUCUAUUGAUUGUGAUCAUGGAUUUCUUUUUGUUGCCGCUCUUCCUUUUCCUGUUCAUGAGGGUCAUUUCUUUUGACAUUGGAUUUGUUACUUUGAUAUAAGAUCUUCAAGUCAUAUCGUAGUGUUUGAAAAUAAAGGAGACAAUGUAAUGUCUUAAUCACA
This is a messenger RNA of Myripristis murdjan (pinecone soldierfish), 1594 nucleotides long. It is a transcript of the gene hibadhb, whose product is annotated as 3-hydroxyisobutyrate dehydrogenase b. The transcript has 8 exons. Gene Ontology annotation, cellular component: mitochondrion. Gene Ontology annotation, biological process: L-valine catabolic process. The record is from RefSeq and is a predicted model, not a curated record. Bases 20 to 1009 code for a protein of 329 amino acids. Gene Ontology annotation, molecular function: NADP binding; 3-hydroxyisobutyrate dehydrogenase activity; NAD binding. Lineage: Eukaryota; Metazoa; Chordata; Actinopteri; Holocentriformes; Holocentridae.